Messenger RNA from Melanotaenia boesemani (Boeseman's rainbowfish), 1840 nucleotides. RefSeq lists its product as uncharacterized. The record is from RefSeq and is a predicted model, not a curated record. The transcript has 10 exons. Bases 184 to 1590 code for a protein of 468 amino acids. NCBI's taxonomy places the organism in Eukaryota, Metazoa, Chordata, Actinopteri, Atheriniformes, Melanotaeniidae.
CAGCCCUAACAGCUCAACGGCGCAAUUUACACUGAUGCCACAUUUGGUCAAGGCAGUGCAAAAGGGGUGGAGUCUUUUUCUGACAAACUUUGUGCUCUAUUUCACACUUACACUAUCUCAACAGAAGAACAGCCAUCAGCGUUUUCCCUCCACUAAGGCAGCAAUCACCCCCGGUGGUCUACAAUGAAGAUGCGGAGACAGUUGAGGAAAAAGUAUAUUGCCAUCCUCGUCCUUUCUGCCACAUUCCUGCUCUGCACGUACAAGCCGUUGCAGGACACCUUAAAGGGCUGGACGUCACCAGCAGUCAAGCUUCUACUAUCUAAACACCAGAAACAUCAUCCGGCUUACAUGGAUAAGCUACUGAAUGCUUCUUGUCCUCAUUAUAAAUCUUCUCUGGGACGAGAUUCGUCUUUCGUGACAGUCAAGCAGACAAAAACACUGCUUAUAUCAGCUUAUCUGGAGCACCGCACUAAAGAAAAAGAGGUUCGUGUGAUUUCAGUGGUGCUGCGGAGCCAAUCAGUAGCCUAUAUCUGCAUCUUAUGCUGCCAGGGGCUGCGGUACAUCUCUGAGGGUGUCAGCCACAUUAACAGUGAUCACUUUGGCUUUCCCUACGGGACCGCCGACAUCAUGUGUCCCCUCCCUUUGGGCUGCCAGACACCAUCUCAUAUAGCUGUUAUCACUGAUGUACCCAAAGAUGAAGAUAAACUUGAGUUUCUGGAAAUUCAAAAUCAAAAUCCCAAGAGUGAUUCCUUUCCUUAUAACUUCACUGUCUGUCUCUCCACCAUGUUUGAUUUCACCAACGUGCUUCAGCUGGUACAGAGUUUAGAAAUGUUUCAGUUACUGGGAGUCAACAAGGUGGUCGUCUAUAAGACCAGCUGCAGCGCUGAGACGCAGCUUAUACUGGACUACUACACACACAAAGGUUUACUGGAAGUGAUUCCUUGGUCUCUAUCCAGGUUUUUUAAAGUGUCUCGCGGCUGGUUGCCUGAACACGGUCCUGGUGAACUUCACUACUUCGGCCAGAUGCCUGCUCUCACUGACUGCCUUUACAGAUACAUGUACCGGUCCAAAUAUGUGGCCAUGCAGGACAUUGAUGAGCUCAUUCUGCCUCAAUCAGUCAACAGCUGGUUGGAGCUGUUACCACUACUGGAGAAGAAGUACGGGCUCGACAAGUGUUACAAGUUUGAGAAUAAUGUGUUUCCCAACAACGUCCCACUGCCUCCUCUCGCCCCACAAACACUGCCUCCACAAGGCUGCUGGAAAAACAUAUCUGGGGUGAACAUCCUGGCUCAUCUACACCAGGAGCCCAUCGGGUUUUGGACUUGGUAUCAAAACUUCAAGAUCAUCGUGAGCCCCCGAGCUGUGUUCACCCCAACCGUUCAUGGGGUGCUAAGCUCAGAGAGAGGCUGUACUUGGGUUGAUAGGAACAUAGCACGGCUGUACCACACAAGAGCUCAGAAACAAACACGACUGACACCAGACCAGCUGAUUUAUGAUGGCCGACUACUGAGUUACAGCGCACCCCUUGUACCAGCUGUUAAUACGGUGCUGAAAGAAAGUGGACUUCUACCAAAGAACAGCAUAUGCUAGGCUUUUUGUGUGUUUACGCAACUGUACUACAAGAAGAAUUUGUAUUGAUCUACAUUUUUUGACACCUGUUGAUUAACUUCAGUCAAUGGAAAAAUAAAUGAAUAAAACAGGACAUAAUAGAAAAAAGAAAACCUCUUUUCAUUUGAUAUACUCACUUAACAAUAUGGAAUCAGCAGCACAAAAGUUUUAGAAUAUCACAAGCUUAAAUCUAUUAUGUGUAAAAAAAUAAAAAAAAUACACCAUUAACCAA